Molecule: messenger RNA, 2824 nt
Organism: Spodoptera frugiperda (fall armyworm)
Lineage: Eukaryota; Metazoa; Arthropoda; Insecta; Lepidoptera; Noctuidae
Exons: 2
Coding region: 74-1258 (394 amino acids)
Source: RefSeq, a predicted model, not a curated record
AAUGAUUUCACUAGUAGUCUGACUCCGUUCAGUGCUCAACUAACAUGCAGUAACUUCUAUAUAUUCUAGCAAAAUGGCAUUAUAUCAUUACAAUAUAUUUAUUUUAAUUUUUGUGUUAAAAAUUGUGUUCUACCCUUGUUGUGCCUUGGCGUUUCCUGAAAAUGAAAUCGACGAUUUUAAAAAAUCAAAAAUUGUCAAGAGAAGUACAGGUAAAUUGGACAGCACAUAUGUUCUCAUGCCAAAGUACUCAAUUUACCUAAUCGGAUUCACAAUGUUACUUAUGUUCGUAAUAAUAAUUGCAUUAUCAGUGGCAUUGUAUCGGGCUAUAAAGAAAAGAUCAGAGUUUGCUGUAAACGAGAACAGCAAACAAUUUGUCAGACAAGAGACAGCAGUUAUACCAUUGUAUAAUAGCACUUAUGAUGAACAAAAUAAGAACAAUGGAAGCACAUCGACAAUCAACAGUGGUACCAUAGAAAUAAGCGAACCAAGAAUAUCUGAACCUGAAAGUCCGACACGCGUCGUUGACUCAAAAAUAGUUUUUGCUAGAAAACCAAUCCAACCAAUUGUGAAUCGUGCGCAAAUGGAUGCAAUAUGUACAGCGGUGUUAAAAAGAGUCCAAAAAAGUGAUUCAGCAAGCUUUAGGGAUCUAAAUGAAAUGUUAAAUGGAAAUAUAAAGAAAGAUGAGAAUGAUGAGGAUAAAGAAAAGUGUGAAACAGUGGACGAAGCUGAUAAUGAAAAGAGGAACGAAGAAAAACCUGCACCGAAAGUUGAUUUAUCACAGCCAAAACCCCCUGAAUCGAACAUAACACCUGAACUAUUAUCGAAAUUAAACGCUAGAUCACAACAACUUCAGAACCAAAUCGAAGGUGACAAGGAAAAUGAGGCCAAACAGGAAAGUCCAAUAGAAAAGACACACGAAUGUAAUAAUAAAACAAAAGCUGAUAUCAAUAGUGAUAUACAUAUUGAAAUUGAUUAUGUAAACGUUAAUCAAUUGGACGAGAGUAGCAGUUCAGAGACUGAAUAUGAUACAGUGCCUACUCCAAUAAGAUUCAGACAUUCAGGACCUGAACCUGACAAUUUAAAUGAGGAGGAUAUUCCUGUAUAUGAUCUUCCACCAAGAAGGAGCCAUGAUGGUCAAGUAAGACAUACAGGGAAAAUAGUACAAAUUGACCAGGAUUCAGAGUACAUGGUGCCACUUUCUCAAGAUAAAACAGAUUCGUGUUAUAUCAACGCAAAGAGGAACUCAUUCAAUUUAUAGUAAAUGGCUCAGGUAGAUUGUCCUACUUUUUAAAAAUGUAUGAGUUAACGUAUGUAUGUCUUAAAUGGUUCAAGUUUAUAUGUGGAUUGUCUGAAUUGCUUGUACAAGCUUCAAGUACGUCGAUAAUUAGUCUCUGGGUUGGUUCCAUUCUAGUAGAGAACAGGUCUGAUGUUAUUUCUUGUAACAAAUUAGGUUUUUAAACAAAUUUGAUUAGUAUUCUGAUGGAUAUAAAAUUAUCAACGCAAAAGCUAAUGCUAUAGAAAUUAUACAUUAGAUUUGUUCACUGUUCUCGUAUUACUUUACACUUACUGUUGCAUAAAAUUGUAAAUAAAUAACAUUAGAACUUAAGACGGAUGAACAGUUCAUCCGUGAUCAUGGCGCUAGCAACAGUGCCGAAAUAUCGGAAACUCAUAGAUUUAUAAAGCAUGGUAAAUAUCCCGUCUUAAGUUCUAAUGUUAGUGUUAGUGACCAUGUCAGUUUAAAAACUUAUAUUGUAAAUACAUAUUUUAUAAGUACGCUUUAUAGAAAGCAGGUUGUUUUUAACUGCCUACUUGAAAAUCAUUGAAGGAGACAUUUGUUCAGUAGCGGACGUCUUGUAGAUGAAAUGAUUCAUUGUUCCCUCAUUAGUGUAGAUCGUGACUCCGCCACCUGCACUCAGUCAAGUGCACGCCUCUUUCGACGGCGGUCUAGGGCCUGGUGUAGUGUUUCACUGACAGAAAUAUCCAGUUAUUCGGAUAUCUGAUCCGACCACCUCUUAGGAUUCCUCUCUUGUCUUUUACCUUCUACAUUUCCCGUCUCUAUCAGACGCUCCUGACUAUCCUCACCGCAAGCCAUGUGACCAUUGUAUCUUAGGAUUCUUAAUAGGCAGAUUUUAAGAUAAACGUGUGGCAUUCUCAACUUUGAGCUCUUUAAGGACAUUUUUGUUUGCGGUGAGCUGUCCAUGCAAUUCUAAAGAAUUUGCGCCAACACCUAAUUUCGAGUCUGGAAUAGUGCCCAGUAUAUGGCAAUAGGCUCACCCCCUACAUGGGACUUAUAACACAAAUGGUGAAAAGUGGGUAUACAUUGUAUAGCGGCAUUACGUGCCGUAAUGUACUUCUGUCUGACUACCCCUUCGGAGAUAAAAGGCGUGACGUUGAUCUGUCCAUGCAAUUCUGAGGAAUUUGCUCCAAGACCUAAUUUCGAAUGUGUCUCUAUUUACCUGCUACAUUUUUCGUUCAUGUCUCACAUAAAGAUAUAUGAUAAUAAUGAUGAUUUGUGUUUUUCAUCCAGAGUUUUAUAUGUAGGUUCAAUUGACUCAAGUCUUAUUACUAAGAAUAACACGGAACUGCCAGAUGACGCGUAUCCAUUGUUCAUUUAUAAUAUUUAAUUGUACAUACAAUGCUAUGCUAUAAAAUAGAAGUAUUUAUUGGAUAAUGUGUAAAUUAAUAUAUUGUAGUGUGUAUUAUAAUUAAACAUAUAUUUUUAGUUUUGACUUAACAUAUUAUAUGUUUCAAUUUUUCCUUGUAAUUUGUUGUGAGGAUACCCAUGUGUUGUAAAUACAUAAAAUAUAAUUAUCUGGACUGCAAA